This is a messenger RNA of Otolemur garnettii (small-eared galago), 2651 nucleotides long. RefSeq names its product syntaxin 6 (gene STX6). Bases 235 to 1002 code for a protein of 255 amino acids. Gene Ontology annotation, molecular function: SNAP receptor activity. The record is from RefSeq and is a predicted model, not a curated record. The transcript has 8 exons. Gene Ontology annotation, biological process: intracellular protein transport; Golgi vesicle transport. Gene Ontology annotation, cellular component: membrane. NCBI's taxonomy places the organism in Eukaryota, Metazoa, Chordata, Mammalia, Primates, Galagidae.
GUCCAGGAUUUGGCCUGUGGUGCUGACCGAGUGCUGGACCAGCGGCGAUCCUGAGUACCUGGCCUGUGCGCGCGCCUGCUGCUCAGAGUUCUUUUCCUCCCCCACCCCACCCCACCCCAACCCCGGCAAAGGCGCAGGUGGCAGCAGGAGCCGGAGUGGUGGGCGGAGGGAGGCCAGGAGGGCGCGGGCGCCCUGAGCGCGUAGCAGGCGGAGGCGGCCGGGGGCCGGGACGCCAUGUCCAUGGAGGACCCCUUCUUUGUGGUGAAAGGAGAGGUACAAAAGGCAGUCAACACUGCCCAGGGAUUGUUUCAGAGAUGGACAGAGCUCCUUCAGGACCCCUCCACAGCCACAAGGGAGGAAAUCGACUGGACCACCAACGAGCUGAGAAACAACCUGCGUAGCAUAGAGUGGGAUCUAGAAGACCUUGACGAAACCAUCAGCAUAGUUGAAGCAAAUCCUAGAAAAUUCAACCUCGAUGCAACUGAACUGAGUAUAAGAAAAGCCUUCAUAACAAGUACUCGGCAAGUUGUCAGGGACAUGAAAGAUCAGAUGUCAACUUCAUCGGUGCAGGCCUUAGCUGAAAGGAAAAACAGACAGGCGCUGCUGGGAGACAGUGGCAGCCAGAACUGGAACACUGGAACAACAGACAAAUACGGACGCCUAGACCGGGAGCUGCAGUUAGCCAAUUCCCAUUUCAUUGAGGAGCAGCAGGCACAGCAACAGUUGAUCGUGGAACAGCAGGAUGAGCAGUUGGAGCUGGUCUCUGGCAGCAUCGGGGUGCUGAAGAACAUGUCCCAGCGCAUCGGAGGGGAGCUGGAGGAGCAGGCAGUUAUGUUGGAUGACUUUUCUCAUGAGUUGGAAAGCACUCAGUCUCGGCUGGACAAUGUGAUGAAGAAGCUGGCGAAGGUGUCCCACAUGACCAGUGAUCGGCGCCAGUGGUGCGCCAUAGCCGUCCUGUUUGCAGUGCUGCUGGUCGUGCUGAUCCUCUUCCUAGUGCUGUGAUAGCAGGGCCCGAGGGAGCAAGUUCCUCCUGCACACGAGCUGAGGGAGGAGGAGAAGCGACCACACGCGACGCUACUGUCUACUCACAUUCCUCUCCUGGAAACAUACUGCUGCACUGACUUUGCUCUGUGUGACCCCACAAGUGAGACAGCUCCUCUGUCCCAGCUGGAAGGACCGGUGGGAAGAGCAAACAGAUGACUGCCCUCCUGGUGCUGGCUGGACAACAGAAGCCCAGUGCCACCUGGCCUAUGUGAGGACAACUAGCCACUGCUUUGCCUCCCUGGACCUCAUUCCCUGAGGAGGGACCCUGAACAAUCCAGAAAACGUAGAUUCCACUGGUGUGCUGUUGCUCAUUCCAUGCAUCCUUGGCAGCUCUUUUCUUCUGCUCACACCCUCCCCCUGCUUGGACAGUGCACUGCUGUCCCAUCAAAACAACCUGUGGGGAAUGCCAGCUUCUAGGUAUGUUUCAUUUCCCAUUGCUGUAGCAUUUCUAAGCCCCUGAGAGCUGAUUACUAUUGAGAACAGAGGCUCAGAAACAGUUUGUGACAGAACAUGCAGCGUUUGAUUUUUCAGGGAUAAAUGAUGAGAUAAAAUUGGUUUUCCAGGUGCAUUUUUUAUACUAGGAAUAAUUAAUAGAAAAUAAUGAAACACCUUGGGGUUUGGGUGGCUUUAAUUGAUGUGAGCAAUUAAAAAAGAGCAGCAGGAUUCUGCACUAACACACCCUGGGGAAGGGUGGCUGAUGGCACCGAAGGUCAGAGCGUGAGCCUGGCUGACUUCAUGGUGCUCUAUCAGGGCCCCUCCCCUCAGUGCAGAUGGCAUUUAUAGGGUGGUUCUUACAGUGGCUGAAUGGCUCAGCAGCACACUUGAACGAAUUAGGAUACUGGGUUAUCCUCAUUGAUAGUUAUUUUAUUCCUGUGGCACUCUACUUUGCGGGGAUGGGAUUGGGAGUGGGUAAUACAUUUAUUACAUUUACUCAGAAACCAUAAUGACAAAAAAGCUAGCUCUGGACCAGAUUUCUCUUACCCCGUGUGUAAUUGGUGAGGGUAGGUGAACUUGGUUCUUCUUCCCUGAUGUGAGAACUUGAUUUUAUCAUCCAUUCGAAUAACUGAGCCAAUCCAAAUUCAAAUGAUGCUUUAAUUGAGUGUAAGUAGCUGAAACGGCUGAAACACUAAACUUCAAGCUUCUGAUGACUUUUCAUUUGCCUCAAAUGUGUACAUGUAUUAUAUAUAGGAUAUUUUUAUAGCUUCCCUGGUGAAUAAUCUGAUAUUAAAAAGUGGCAUCUGGACCCAGAGCUGGAACUCUGCAUGGAGGCUGCUGGUCUCUCCUCAGCACCUUCUCUUGCACUUGGAAAGAACAGCAACACCUGGAUAGAGUUCCAGCUUUGACUUGGCAUUUCCUUGUCUUUUUGGGUGCAUUCCUCAGCGCACUAACUUUUUUUUUUGUUAACCUUUCUUUUCCCAUGUUUUGUUUUUAUUUCUUGUGCUUUUACUGUGGGCUUCCCAUCCCCCACCCCUUUUUGUGAUUUACAAUGAUGUGCUUGCCCAGCUAACUUGAAUUGCACUUUUUAAUAAAUAUUUGUAACAAUUUUUUUAAGAAGGAUAUUUUCUCUUAUUUGUGCUCAUGGUAGAUAAGGAAAUCUGCUUGUUAAU